GCCUAUUUGGCUGAUUUAGGCAUUGAGUAAUGGUAUGCUUUAACAACUGUUUUUAAUCAAUUUCAUGUUUUAUUAUGAGUGAAAACGAUGAAGAAGAGAUUUUAUCCAUUGGUCUCAACACCGGACCAAUCAACAAAUGCUUAUCCUCAAUCCGAAGAAACUCCUCAAACUGGAGAUUCUUUUUAAACACAAUAUUAAACUGAAGAUGCUACCUAAACUAAAUCAACUCCCCAAACUGAAACUUCAAUCUCAACAUAUGCAAAACUUGUACUGUUGGUGAGGUCAUUCGAGGCUCGGAUGAACUAAAUGACUGACUUGGAACUAUCUUUUGUAUCCCGUACAAUUGUGUACAGUUUUUAGUCAUCUUUUAUGUAUAUUCAUGGACCGUUAACAAUGGAUUUGAAAUAUAUGUUCAGAUUUGCCAUCGUACCAAAUUUUAUGUGCUAUUACAAGAGUUUUUUAGUACUUGUUUUGUGCUUAAUUUUUUGCUUUGGGGCUUGCUCCAAUCCUAGCUCAGCAUAGCAAGAAAAACAGUCUAUUGUAGAGGGUGUUUUUACUGUUGUCUACUGGUGACAUGGAAAGCUGUUACAGACAACAGCUUCUUAAUGGUCCUGCUAUCUUGAUCGACCGUCCCUUUCAUAGAAGAAGAAAAAAACACUUUGUGGACUUGGAAUGUAAGACUUAGACUAGGUCUUUCAUGUCGCUGUUGUGCCCGUUCCCAUAUCUCCCCACCUAACAAACCGUUGGUGCUCACCUUGUGACUUUUAUUUCCAAUCAGUACCUUCGGAUUGCCAGACUUGUGAGCAGCACAAGAGAAUUCUAUCAUGUCGGAGAUGAUCUUCUCAGCUGUGGUUGGUGACCUGGCUGGUAGGGUGAUAUCUCUUCUUGCUGGCCAGUUCAAAGGCCAAGAGAGCACGGAAGCUAAGCUCCAAAGGAUUUGCUAUAUGCUCGUCAAGGUUCACAGCGCAAUAGAGGAGGCCAGAGGGAGGCAGAUAACAAACUUCGGCACCCUCGAGUGGCUCUCGGAGCUCAACGAUGGUCUGUACCAAGGCCGCUACUUGCUCGAAACUGUCGGAAGCAGAGAGCAGGAUACGGCUGAAGAUGAUGAGCCCGCUGACAAGGUAGUUGCUGCACAACCUUUCUCUCUGUCGUUGUUCAAUCCUGCAAAGCGCGUGCGAGUAGCUGCGUGCAGGGUGAGGAACCUAUUGUCUCGCCAUGAUGUAGGUGUUCAUGAGAGGAUAGAUAGAGUGGUAAAGAUCUUGGAAACCAUGUCCGGUGAUCUCAAGGAGUUCCUGAUGCUCCUGCAGACCUGCCAGCAGAUCCAUCGUCCUUUAGCCACUAACAUCUUUGUUGAGGGGCAGAUGUUCGGUCGACAUGUCGAGAAAGAGAGGAUCAUCAACUUCUUGCUGUACAAUGGUGCUGGAAAACUGGGCGUGCUUCCGAUUGUCGGGGACAUGGGAGUUGGGAAGACCACACUUGCGCAGCAUGUAUGCGAUGACGAGAGGGUGCGUAGCCACUUCCCAGUAAUCAUGUACUCCAGAUUCGCGUGUACUUUAGUUAUGGCACGGGGUGAGACAACGUUUGUCCUAGAAUCCAAGCACGCACUUGGAGAUGUCAAACAGUUUAUCGAGUCAGUGCAUGGGUUGAAGGAGAAUUACCUCACCAAGAGGUUCCUGAUAGUAUUUGAGGAUGUUGACAUGCCGAAGAAACAGAUGCUAGAAGAGUUACUGCCGAUCCUACGACAACAUGGAAAACAUGGAAGCAAGGUCAUCAUCAUCACCAGCAACAGGGAUGUCGUGAGCAAUAUGGGGACGGUGCAGCUGAUCAACCUGAAGGUCAUGCCGCAUCCAGAGUACUGGUUCUUCUUCAAGGCACACGCUUUUGCCGGCAGAGACGUCGAGGAGGACCCAAGGAUGGUGGCAGCGGGCAAAGCGAUCGCGAGGAAGCUGAACGGGUCAUUCUUUGGAGCCAAGAUCGUCGGAGCGGUGCUGAAAGCCCGUCCCGAUCCUAGGUUCUGGUGCAAGGUCUUGAGAAGCAACAUAGGGGGUAUGUCUCUGCUGGGCGAUGGCAUGGGGUAUAUCUCAGAUUUGGCAGAGAACUUGCUUCCCAGUCACGCAGGCAUGUGCGAGUUGACCAUUUCUAAGAAUCCGUUCACCUCGCAGACAGAACUUGCUAGCUUCGAUGAUCUGUGUCAGGUUAGUCCUUCCGCUAGUGCUGCCCGGCCGGAUGAUGGUUUGGCAGGUGAUAUCCAGUAUGCAAAAGUAUUGGUGUGCAGGACAGUUUUGCCAUUCCAAUCCUUGUACUACACUGCACAUUGCGCUGUGCACGGGGCGGACGAUUCGUCAAAGUUUGUCAGAAUUGGAGGAAGUGGUAGAUUUGCCCAUGUACCCUGUCAAGAAAAGGUUUUUCCAUAUUAGGAUCAUGAAGAUCUGAAACGAACUAAUGCUUAAUGCCGUAGAAUCUGAUGAAGAGGAGGAUAGCUUCGUAAGAUCAAUGCAACCGUCGACAUGGGAGAAUGUUCGUCGUAGAGCUCUGUUUUGAGUUAUUUUUUUUUUUCAAUUUUCCUUGGCGAAUGUAGGAGCCUGCUUGUCUUGCUUCCCUGCUAUAUGCAUGAAAUUGGCGGCCUCGAUAGCUGGAACGUGGCGCUUGACAUGUACAAUGACAAAUCGCGAGUCUCUAUGUGGCGUUCAGAGCUUUGACAGUUACUUGAUUCUAGUUAGAAGCCGGCAUGUCAUGUGCCAUCAACCAA
This is a messenger RNA of Lolium perenne, 2749 nucleotides long. Its product is annotated as disease resistance protein RGA2. NCBI's taxonomy places the organism in Eukaryota, Viridiplantae, Streptophyta, Magnoliopsida, Poales, Poaceae. Gene Ontology annotation, molecular function: ADP binding. The record is from RefSeq and is a predicted model, not a curated record.